Colletotrichum navitas is the source of this 1002-nucleotide messenger RNA. Its product is annotated as L-Aspartase-like protein. Bases 1 to 1002 code for a protein of 333 amino acids. The record is from RefSeq and is a predicted model, not a curated record. NCBI's taxonomy places the organism in Eukaryota, Fungi, Ascomycota, Sordariomycetes, Glomerellales, Glomerellaceae. Gene Ontology annotation, cellular component: cytosol. The transcript has 6 exons. Gene Ontology annotation, molecular function: argininosuccinate lyase activity.
AUGGAGCAGUACAAUGAGAGCAUCCACUUCGACAAGCUCCUCCACAAGCAGGAUAUCCUUUGCAGCAUCGCUUUUGCCCGCGCGAAUUACAACAAUGGCACUCUGACUCAACACGAGUUUAAGGAGAUCGAGAGAGGCCUCCUGGAGGUUGAAAAGGAAUGGGAGGCUGGCAAGUUCAAGAUGGUCCCGGGUGACGAAGACAUCUACACUGCCAACGAGCGUCGGCUCGGCGCGAUCAUUGGCAAGGACAUUGCCGGCAAGCUUCACACAGGCCGCGGCCGAAACGAACAGGUCGUCUGCGACAUACGCAUGUGGCUCCGCGACGAGCUUAUCAAGCUCGAGGGCCACCUCAGCAGCUUCUUGAAGGUCACCGCUGCCCGUGCCGAAAUGGAGAUCGACUACAUCAUGCCUAGUUACACUCACCUUCAGCGCGCCCAGACCCGCCUUCGCGAGGUCAUCAAGCGCGUCAACCGCAACCCCUUAGGAUGUGGUGCCUUGGCCAGAAAUCCCUUCAACAUUGACCGUGAGGCAAUCUCCAAGGAGCUGGGCUUCGAAGGUUUGCUCUGGGACACCAUGGCUGGUGUUCACGACGGUGGCUUCGUCACUGAAACGCUGCAGUGGGGCUCGGUCCUUAUGCAGCACAUUUCUCGCUGCGAUUUUCUUCUGGGACAGGUUGUUGACAAGGUUAAACCAGGAACCCAAGCUGACUUCAAUGGUGGACGAAUUCACACGUACGAUAACGGCAAUAUUUUAUUCACCCAGAAGGGACAAGCAAAUCAACACCAGUUAUCGUCCGCUCUCGACCCCUUUAUGUUAGCCACCGACGUUGCCGACUAUCUUCUUAGUUACGAGAAGCUGAAGGCUGUCGAUAAGCGCUUCGAGGAAGAUAUUGCAGAGACCUUCAACUACGAGAGGAGCGUCGAGAUGAGGACGGCCAAGGGCGAUGCUAGCAAGGCUAGUGUCCUCGAGCAGAUUGCCGUUCUGCGGGCAUUGGUGGAGUAA